CGAACUUUUACUCCGGGGGUACGGCGCGGACUGUCGUCUCUCGCUCACUUCAGUUGUUGUGUGUCUUUCGUACAGUGACAGUUGUGUGUUGCUAACUGGCAAAAAAUAAGGUAUAACGAACCAUUUGAGUUGAUAUAUUGAGAGACAUUAUAAAAGAGAGUUUUGUACACUAAAGCGAAAGAAUACAAAAAAACCGCGAUAGACACUUCUACAUAAACAAUGUUUUCCAACAAAUACGACUAUCUGUAAGAUCACCGAUUGUUUUCACUACAUAACUUACAAAAAUUUCCUAACCUAAACUAUCCCGGAUCACAUGCUAAAAUGCAACUCCAUCGGGAGAUUGUGGUGCGAUGGAUUUUAUCUCGUUGAGUGAUUUUCCCCAAAAAUAAAGUUCAGCGUGACUAUAAGAAAAAAAAACAAGUGAGGUUUUUAUGUUGCAUUGUCCACGAGAAUUUGGAUGCUAAAAGAGACACUCACCGGGGCCAAAGAGACCAUUUGGAUACCACCGAGGCACACACUCUCUGUCCUGGAACAUAUGCCGGUGGAUUUUCAUCCCAUAUAGGAACGUAACCAAAGCAUUAAAAUUAAAUUCUCUUUCUAAUAAAAAAAACCACAUAGUGUAUAAAAAAGAAUUACGCGGUAAUUACCCCUAACUUAUUUUAUUUAUUCACUAAUUUAUAUCUCUAAUAAUAAAACACAAUUAAAUCUUUUGAAAUUUCUAAUAAAAAAAAUAAAUAAAUAAGGAACCUUUUUUUCUAAUUGACAUUCUCAAGUGAACUUAAUCAUUCAAUUUAUUUCUCUCAAUAAUAAUUUUCGGUGUGACAAAGAAGAAGGGAAAAUCGCAAAAGUCUGAUUUGAAACCAAAAAAAUAAAAAAUAAAUUUUACACCAUUUUCUGCGAGAAAGAGGACAAUAAAAUUUCCACGCAAUAAUAUUUUCGAUGUAUAGAAAAAAAGUAGAACGGUGGAGAAAGCACAAAAUAUUGAUUUCAUAUCACACACAACAUUUUCCAAUGGUUCAAUUUUCAGUAUUAAAAUUGGUUUGAGAGGGAAAACAGGAGGAAAAAAAAAUAUUUUCUACAUACAACAACAAAAAAAUCACAAAAACACACACAAAAAAGUAACUCAAGUGUCCGAUAAAUCAGUACAAAAGAAAAUAUUUACAAAAUAGGAAAAAAGUGUUCAAAUGUAAAAAUUUUUUACAAGAUAAAAUAGUAAAAUAAUUGACAUAAACAAAAAUCAAUACAAAAUCAAUUCAUGUGCCCAUAAAGUAAUCGUAACAAAAAAAAAACAAGAAGUAGAGUUUAUAUUGAAAGUUACCUCUAAUAAACCAAAUUGAAAAAAAAGCGAUAUUUUAAAAGAAAACGUGAGCAAAUCAACAAAUAACCAAAAAAAACAGAAAAUUUAUAAAUUUAAAUAAAAACCGAAUGCCCUUUCUAAACUCAAGAAAUUUUAAUAAACUAGUGUGAAAAGUGAUUUAUUAUUUUUUUUUUAAACUGCUGAGGACGUAACCUCCCUCUCGACAGCAAAAGUAUAGUUCGCAACCAAAAAAAUAAAUAAAAGAAAAAUUUUUUUGUGAGUGCCAGUUUUGAUCACAAGAAAAUUAUAUAAUCUCUCUACCUCGAUCGCAAACUUUAGAGACACUGGAGUACAAAUUUUUGUGUUAGUGUGUAGAGUUAUCUCGAAGAGUGUGAGUGUAAAUUGGUGACGAAAUUAUAAAGCUAAAAAAAAAUAAAGAAAUAAUUAAAUUAACGAACGAUCUCCGAUGUGGCGCGAAAAUGUCGUCUAGACGCGAUCGCGAUGUAGCAUGGCAUCCAUGAUGAGCGCUACGACUGCAGACGACGCCGAUCAUAGUUUGCCCUCAUUCACAAACUUCUCCAACGACCUAGAUCCCAACUCAUGGGAAUACUACGAGCGUGGUGAUCGCACGAUCAACACGGACGUCAUUGGUUCCCAGCAAGCCAGCAACUAUACGCGGCCCUGGGAGAUGGACUCCAAGGAUAAAGGGUUCGAGCCCUUCUCGAAGCUCCCAUCUUUCCAGAGUCAAUUUCACACGUACUCGGACCCACCACUGGUGCCCGAACCUAGCCUACCACAGCCCGUGCCGGUGCCCGUUUCACCCACAUCCGCAUCCCCCGGCAAUGGCUCUCUCACACAACUCACCCCCAUUAACCCCCUUCAGACGGGACUAACUACUCUUCCUAGUCCUAGCUUCCAUACACUAACAGCUGUCAAUACACGCACCUACCCCCUUGUGCCAGCACCUAUCCAAGCUAGGGAUAUACCAACAAUUCAGCAGCAGUACCUCGAUGAGCGUCACAUUCAACUCUAUCAGCCCAUUGCGACGUUUCCCAGUCAAAAUGUCGUGACAGUGCUGAAGAAUGAGCCUGCAAAUUUUGACCUGAAGAAUGGGCUACAUCACAGCAACUUCCAGAAUCCACUUCUUGACAAUGGGUUCGAAAGCACUAAAGGUACUCCCGGAACAAAGACAUCCUCACCCACACGGUGUGAUGUGAGGAAGAAAGAGCGCAGAAAAAUUCGCGCUAGUUCCCUGGAGUCCAGUGCUGAGUCCGAGAGCAGUGCAAUGGAACUGGGGGAUGUUAAUUCCGGGCAAGUGGCUGCUGUGUCCAGUACAGCUAGUUUCAAGAGCCCAAUGGGUUCCAUGGGUAUGGUGGAUGGUAGUGAGGACACAAAUGAGAAGCAGACCAAGAAGAAGCGGAAGAGGUGCGGAGAGUGCAUUGGGUGCCAGAGAAAGGACAACUGUGGUGACUGUGCUCCCUGCAGGAACGAUAAGAGCCAUCAAAUUUGCAAGCAGCGUCGUUGCGAAAAGUUAACGGACAAAAAGCUCAUCUACGGCGCAGAUGGGACCCUCAUUAGGGGCGAAUCCAGACGUGGUCGCGGCAAGGGACGAGGUGGAGGCGUCAACCGAUCGAGUGUUCGUGGUCGGAAAUCUCUGAAAUUCGGAGCAGUCAUAUCGCCACGACCACAGCCACCAACAUCAUCCAUUAGUCCAGCUCCGGCCGCAGUUCCGCAGCCAUCACCCAAUACAACAACUGCAUCCACGACGAAUCAGCUCGUGGUGGUGUCAGGAGGAAGUGCAGGAAGUGGCGUUGUGAAUCCACCCAUUGUUGCCCAGGCGCAGCAUAGUCAGCAGAACCAACAGUCACAGCAGCAGGCAGUGUCCGGUGGAGGAACCACAGUACAAACCAUGAAGGAUCAACCACAGCAGCCAAUGGCUCCAAUGGCCUUCUACCCAACUUGGCAAGCGGACCCCUCGCAGGGAUGGCAAAAUCAAUUUAUUCAGCAAAUACCACAGAAUAGCCCAGCAAUAACACCGCUCAAUACCAUUGAGUUUCAACCACAGAGCUACACGUAUCAGCCGAAUGGAUACGUGCAGACGGGUAUUGGCUUCGAUCCCAGCUAUGGCAGAACCUACGCCACUCCCGUGCAGCGAUAUGAAUUCCAGGCAAAUCAAAUAGCUCCGAUAAAUCAAGUAUCGCUUCAGAGUGUCAGCUUUGCCCCAAGUGUAACGUAUGCUGGGCAGGUAUCGGCAGGACCGAGCCCAGUACUGCUGGCCAGUCCACAUCCAACGCAGAAUGCAGUGGACAAGGCGUCGGGAAACGAACUGCCUGGAUAUCCGCGGGUGAACAGCGUGCCGCCGCGCUCACUCAACUGUAACGGGUAUUCAGGCGAUUUUGGCGGCAGCAGCUCAUCCCAGAAUCCCAGCAGCCAAUCCACUGGGCAGAUGCAGCAGCAGCAGCAACAUUUUGCCCAGCAGAGUAGCUCCUCCACCGCCAUGCAUCCUCCGCAAGUGCCACAGUCGCCGAACCGCAAUCAGAUGAUGCCACACAAUUCCCCAUCGGGCGCAGUACCGCAAUCGCCCAAUCAUCACAUGGGCUACACACAGCACCCUGGUAUGAGUCCUGCCAUGCAGCAAUCCCCAAAUCAAUCCAAUGGGAAUUCCCUGAGUACAAUGUCCCCAAAUAAUAUGAAUCAGUCGCAUCAGCAGAAUGACUGGGGCUGGAGUAGCCCGGCUAAUCCGCCCGGAAAUGAGAUGUUCAACCAAUCGGAUCGCGUGAAUCUCAAUACGCGACUCAAAACGAUGAUCCUCAGCAAGGGUGAUGGCAAGGAUGGCAGCCAGUCGAGUAUGCAGCCACCGAGUAGUGGGGCGAAUACGGGUGCCAAUGGUAGCCAGCAAACAUCCUCCCAGACCGGUCAUUUUUUAUCGUAUAGCCACCAUCUCCGAGAGAACGUUAGUCUAACUGACGGCAACAGGUGUCCGCCAGCGGAACCUGUCGGGGGUGGUGGCGAAACGUGCUGGAAAACACCAAAAACGGAGGAUUUCCAGCGACAGGAUGCACUACAUGCGACUCCCUAUGCGGGAUCAUCGAGUAUUGAGAAGAAUUUGGGAGAUCCCGGAGGAGGAGGAGGAGGUGGUGGUGGCACAACCACCAUUGAGGAUCCCCUGAAAGCAGCAACAAAAGCAUCAAGCAGGAAGAAGGAAGAAAAGGCACGCAGAGAUUAUCCAAAUUAUCCAAAUUACGGAGAUUUAGGCUACUCCCAGAUACGCUCAGAAGGUAGUUCAUUCUACACCCCAUCAAUGUUUGAUGGCACCCAUGGGGCAUUCCAUCAACCCACCGGGGGUAGUGUGCGACCAAAGGAGAAGCCCAUUAAGCAAGAACCAUCGGACACAUACCAAAAUCCACCGCAUCAAGUGAAGCAAGAGGGAUACGAGAGGAAUUAUCAGAAUUUCAUCAAAUACGCCGACUACUGCGAUGUUCAGCAGAAGCAACCUGGGCAGGAGUAUGCAGGCUACUCACAACCCUACUACACCCCCGAUCCACUAUUCCCAACACCAACUUAUCCCAACUACCCCAACUACCAUCAUCCGCAGAAUCCUUCAACGGAUUCAUUCCCAGCAAUGAAUUUUCCCGCGCCACCAUCUGAGGUGGAAAAGAACGAACUGCCGGCUCAGACGAAUUUUGAAAAGGAAAUUCCCGCUCAUACCUACCAUAUCCCUACGAGGACACACAUUGAUUCCCACCCGCACUGUAGUCCGGAAAAUGUGGAUACACAGAAACUUGCUGGAUACCCUUUCCUCGGGGAAGGUGGACCGGUUGCCAUUAAGGAUCCGUCCGGAUUUUCAUGCUGUCGCAAAGGGAGUACAGCUGUACCCACAUCUGAGCAUCUCAAGGACGGAUCUUGCGGUGGGCUGCAGACAAAGGAUGAGAUUAUCCUGGAAGGUGAGGAAAAGGAGGAAGAGGCACAGGAAGCAGUUAAGGAAGAAAUUCCCACAACCCCAGUGGACAGGACGGAGAAGAAUACAAAACCCGAAGUGCCUGACUGUGAUUGUUUCCCAUCGGAUAAGACACCCCCGGAACCCGGAAGCUACUACACGCAUCUCGGAGCAGCGGCCACGUUGACAGACCUCCGGAGUGACAUGGAGGCACGUAUUGGCGUAUCGGGACGACAACUUCGGAUUGAGAAGAUAAUCUACACGGGGAAGGAGGGGAAGACAAGUCAGGGCUGCCCAUUGGCAAAAUGGAUAAUCCGUCGUGCUGAUCCGGAAGAGAAGAUCCUGUGUGUUGUUAAAAGGAGACAGGGGCAUCGGUGUAAGGCGUCCUUUAUCGUGGUGUGCAUCGUAGCUUGGGACGGAAUACCCACCCAUGAGGCAGACAGCGUGUACAAAAUGUUGAUUCAUAAGCUCAAUAAAUUCGGAUUACCCACAACGAGGCGCUGUGCCACAAAUGAGAAUCGAACAUGUGCUUGUCAAGGACUCGAUCCUGAAACUUGUGGAGCCUCGUACAGCUUUGGUUGCUCGUGGUCAAUGUACUACAACGGAUGCAAAUAUGCCAGAUCAAAGACAGUACGAAAGUUUCGCUUGUCCGUAAAGACGGAGGAAGCUGAAAUUGAGGAAAGGAUGAAUAUCCUUGCCACAAUGCUUGGGCCCCUCUAUGUUACAGCAACACCCAAAGCUUUUGAAAAUCAAUGCAAGUACGAAAGGGAAGCACCUGACUGUCGAUUGGGAUUGAAGCCAGGAAAACCAUUUUCUGGCGUAACAGCAUGCAUGGAUUUCUGUGCUCAUGCCCAUCGAGAUCUUCACAAUAUGCAAGAUGGAUGUACCGUCCAGGUGGCAUUGCUGAAGCAGCGACCACCAGGAACUCAUCUGUCCAAUGUUGACGAUGAGCAGCUUCACGUUUUGCCGCUGUACGUGAUGGAUACAACAGAUGAAUUUGGGAGUGCCGAUGGGCAGAAGGAUAAGAAUAAAACUGGAGCUGUUCAGGUCCUCGAAAAAUUCCCUUGCGAAGUAAGAAUCCGUUCAACACCGCUACAACCGUGUCGGAGGCAUGGGAAGAAGCGGAGUGGAAAGGAUGCAGGACCAGAGGAACCUGAACCACCAGCACCGCCAAUUCCUCAUGGGGGUGCACCCGUUGCAGUGGCUAAGAAAGAUGGCGGUGGGAAGGUGGCCAAAGGAAAGGGGGCAAUAGAGAAAGGCGGUGGGAAGAAUGGGCCUCCUCUGUCGCAAUCCCCACGUUCAUCCACCCCAGUUAAUGGGGCAACAGCACCCAGUGGGAGUAGUAGUGCUUUCUCAGCACCCGUAAAUGCCAUGAUGAACUCCAAUAGCAGCCUCCUCAACAUGGCCACAAUGAUUGACAACUUCACCGAUGCCCAAUUGCAGAGUAAUCAAAUUUCCAGCACAGUCCUCGACUCACCCUACUCGUAUGACUACAAUUCCGGAUCCUACAUCGAUUCACGCAACUACUACGGUCAGUGGCCAGAAUAUGGGGCCUACAGUGAUAGGAAUGAGCACGUAAAGAGUCGCGGAAGUGAGGAGAAUCCCGACUCAACGACACUACCCAGCUCUGGGUCGUCUGCCUUCAGUCCCAGCGUCCCAACUGAACCCAAAGCACCCACUUGUGCUAUGGAGGAGUACAAAGAGACGGGAUUUAUCAAGCCAAAGGCACCUGAGUACCCACCAUCGUACGGAUAUCCCCAUCAUCCCAAUACCUACUCAAUGUAUCCACCCUAUUCGCCCUACGAUCACUACCAGAACAUGGACUACUACGGCAAUGAGAAGCUGAGGUACAACUUUGGAUAUCCACAGACACCCUAUCAUCACUACAACAUGUACCCAAAUGCCGGUCCAGCUCCUCCGCCACCAGCACCCCCAUCAGCUCCCAAUUGGUGCAUGUAUCCCCCGCAAGCAUCAACAGCACUCGCCCCACCGCCAAUGAUGAUGCCCCCAAAGGCAGAAAUCGUCCCAAAAGCCGAACCAAUUGGCGAAGUGGCGGAGGUGAAUGAUAACAUUGAGUGCUUCCAGGAUUCCCAAAUGGGUGGUGUGGCCAUUGCCUUGGGGCAUGGGAGUGUCCUCUUUGAGUGCGCUAAGCACGAAAUGCACGCCACGACAUCCCUAAGACGUCCCAAUCGUCUCAAUCCAACGCGCAUCACGCUGAUCUUCUACCAGCAUCGCAAUCUCAACCGUCCCAAGCACGGCACUGAGGAAUGGGAAGAGAAGAUGCGACAGAAGAAGCAGAAUGCUGCCGAAGAGGCACGAAUUGCCGAAGGUGGAGUUGCCGUGAAGCAGGAACCACUAGAACCGCGGGAACAAUCGUCAAAAGGUGGUGGUGGGGAGCAGCAGAGUAGUGAAGGGGAAGGCGGGAAGGGAGGGCGCAAAGGGUCAAAAGCCAAAGUUGCCAUGAGAGCACCCACCCUCACAACUACAUCCUGGACAACCCAAUUCCCCAUGCAUCCGUGCGUCGUAACAGGACCCUAUCAGGAGGCUGGUACGGCAACAACAACCGUGGCUGGUCCCACGUCGGCCACCACUUGAUCAAUCGAGAACUUUGAGAAGCUCAUUGAGGCUUUCUGAACAACCCAAUUGAUGCCUGAAGUACAAAAAAAAAUUAAUAAAAGAGAAAAAAUUCGAGAUUUUGUCCGAAAUCUUGCCACGCAGGACAUUUUCUGCGUCCUUCUUCCUGUUUUUUUUUUUUUUAACUACCUAUAUAUAAUAUUAAUUGAACUUUUGCUUGAAAGGGAUCUAUAAGGGAUCUCACAAAAAAAAACUCUUCUCCUGUACAAAAAAGACUUCAUUGUAGAUUCUUUUUUAUAAAUUAAUCUUAAUAUUUUUUUUUGUAUAAAAUAAGCCAUUUAAUUUUGCAAAAAGGAGUGUUUUUUUGAGGAUUCUUUCGAGAGAUUUUGAGGAUUUGCACGUUUAAUUCUCAGAGCGAGGAAGUCCUUAAAAAGGAUUGAAAUUCAAGUCUCGGGGAGAAUUAAAAUAUUCACGAAAAUUCAUUAAAUAUUCGGAAUAUUUGAAAAAUUGUUUUUCAAUAAAGUUUUCUCAUAAUUAUCCGGAAUAAUUAUCAAACAUUUUCAUUUAUUUCUUUUAAAGUAAAAUAUUGAAUAAUAUGAGACAACUCAAUAUUUAAUUUUUUGACUAAACAGAAAAGUUAAAAAAAAUUAUUUUCAAACUGUUAUGAUUUCUUGGGCAAAAGAAAGCGAAUUUAAAAAGUUUUUCAACUGAAAAAUAAAAGGAAAAUCUAGUCGAAACAAAAGCACAUUGAAAAGAAUCUAAUUAGAAUAUUUUUUCUUUGUUUGAAUUGUUUGCAAAAAAAAAUCUUUUUGAAUUUUUUCUUGAAGAAAAUCUUUAACAUAAAAAACAUGUUUUAUCAAAAAAGCAAAAGAUUAAGAAAAUAAUUCUCAGAAUAUUCUCGAGGAGUUCCUUAAAAAACUUUUUGCAAAAUAAAAAAAAAAUUAUUGUUUAUCAGAUUCUUCGUAAAAAAAAGCGAAGAUUUCUUUUUCAAAAUUAUUGUCACAAAAAAUUUUCUUUUUAGUAAAUUAAAAUUAUUAAUUUAAAGAUUAAGAUGAAAAUCAAUGCAUGUGGUUAAGAAAGAAGAAAAAAAAAAGCCAAAAAUUUAUUAUCAAUUUGUCAACUAAUAACGAACUUAUUGGCCAUAUAAUUAAUUCAUGUUCUGUGUGUUUUUUUUUGUAAUAAUAAAAACAAAGAAAUUAUUAAAUAAUUUUUAUAUUUUUUGUAACUACCUGUAAUUUUUUUUGUCACUGUAAUUUAAUUAUUUUUGAUGCCUAUUUUGCGCUAUUUAUUCGUGGUAAUUAUAAAUGAUGUUUUUGAUAAAUUAAAGUGAAGCAAAAUGAAACUUAUUUAAUAUUUAGAAAUCAUUUUUAAGCAAUUUCUCAAUGCCAUAACUAAUUAAAGAAAAAAAGAAAAGAAUAUUAAGUGAGAAAAAAUGAGAUUGCAAAAGGAAUCGAUUAGAUCAAAAAGAAAAAAAUAUUUAAUUCAAUGAAAAAUUAAUACUCAAAACCCAAGAAAGGAAAGAAAAUUACCUAAAGAAAAAUAGAAAAAGGACUUUUAAAAAAUUAUUAGAAAGAAAAAAAAGAAGAAAUUAAGGCCAUUGUCCUUUUUCCCGUAGUCAAUCAAAUUCUAAAGAAUUCCAAACAACUAAAUGAGAAUAAAUUAAGAAAAGAAAAAAACUUGUGUACUGGACUUUAAAAAGAAAUGUUGUAAAGUGUAAGAUUUGUGAAGGAAGAAAAAGAAAUUAUAGAAGCAGAAAAAUAAUGAAUAAUAGCGACAGAUUAGGAAGAACGUAGUUUUUAAGGAAGAAAAGAAAAUUAAUUAUUGAAUGUCAUAAACAAAGCAUAAAAAUGAGCAUAGAAGUUAUAUCUAUUUAGGGAUGGGAUUUAAUUUUAUUUUUUGCGGGAAAAAUAGUCAUUUUUACCACUAUUUUAAAAAACAUAGACUGUUAAAAAAAAUUGAGGGAAGAACUUUGAAAAAUAAAAAAAAAUCUUGUUUUGUGGGAACAUUUCCAUAAUAGUUUGAUAGAAAUGCAAAAAAUAAAUGAAAAAAAAAGAAAGCAACAGAUGAUGGGAAAUAAAAGAGAAUAUUUUGUGAAUGAAAAUGAAGAAAAAAACUUAAUAAAGUAUUUGAAAAAGAAGAAGAAGAAAAAACUAUUAAUAUAUUCAAUAAAUUUUAAGGAUGUAAUAAACUUCAAAAAAAAAUCAAGAAAUUAUGAUGAAAAAAGCAUAGAAAACAAACUGAAAUACAGUAAACAAUUUUUAUUGAUAUAAAUUAUAUAUAUAUUAUAUUAUAACAAAAAAAAAAGAAUUAAAAGAUUGAGAAAGUGAAAUGAAAAAAAAGGAAUAUAUAGUGCUAGAAUUUAAUUAAUAGACUAUAUUAUAUAUUUCUGAUGAAGAGAGAAAAUAGGAUAUUUAAAAGAUGAGAGAAAAAUGAAGAUAAAAAAAAGUAAUAAUGAAUGAAAUAAUGUUUGAAGAUAUUUAAAAAUAAAAAUAUUAUAUAUUGAAAAAAUAAAAAAAAACAUACCAAGAAUAGAAAUGAAAAAAAGACAUGAAAGACCAUUCCGAUUUAUCUUUCUUUUUUUUAAUUUUUGUGAAAUGAAAAAUAUUUUUAUUUUUUCUUUACAAAUUCCCUGUAAAUUCUUUUCCAUUGUUUUUUUUUUGUAAA
Messenger RNA from Lutzomyia longipalpis, 10472 nucleotides. RefSeq names its product methylcytosine dioxygenase TET (gene Tet). Bases 1806 to 7829 code for a protein of 2007 amino acids. Gene Ontology annotation, biological process: positive regulation of transcription by RNA polymerase II; oxidative demethylation. The transcript is spliced from 13 exons. Lineage: Eukaryota; Metazoa; Arthropoda; Insecta; Diptera; Psychodidae. Gene Ontology annotation, cellular component: nucleus. Gene Ontology annotation, molecular function: DNA 5-methylcytosine dioxygenase activity; DNA binding; zinc ion binding. The record is from RefSeq and is a predicted model, not a curated record.